Molecule: messenger RNA, 981 nt
Organism: Lycium ferocissimum
Lineage: Eukaryota; Viridiplantae; Streptophyta; Magnoliopsida; Solanales; Solanaceae
Exons: 2
Coding region: 170-631 (153 amino acids)
Source: RefSeq, a predicted model, not a curated record
UUAUCAGCUCGUCGCACUGCACCUUUAAACUUGUCAAUUAUCAAUCAUCUCUACUCUCUAAUUCGCCGAUCACCAGUCCGUACGAAGACUUAAGAUCUACCGUCGAUUGUGAUUUUCAGUGUUUCUUUGAACUUGAAAUGCAUGUACUAUCUUAUAUGUAGUACAAGUGAUGGGUAUAUUCAGGAGAUUAGCUGGGUUUCUAGGGUUUUCAAAAGACGAAGGGGGGCAUGAAGUUAGAGAUGUAGAAGAAGAUGACAACAACAUAGCACCACCUCAUAAUAAUAAUAAUAAUGUUCCUCGUAAAGGAUUUAGUGUACCUGUUCAAGUUCCUGUUUCUAGAGAUCUACCUGGUCCUAUCCUUAUUCCCUGUAAAACAGGCGCUGGUGGCGUUCAGGGAUUGAGAUGGUAUGCCAAGCGUCUUAGAAUAGAUGAAGACGGAGAUGUGGCAGACGAGUUCCUAAAUGAGAUCCCACCAGAUACACCUUCUAGUACAGAAGAGAAUCACAGAAAAUUCCCUAGGUUUGAAUUGAAGUACACUACAAAGUCUGCAAAAGUAACAAGCCAGGCACUCUCAGCAGCGGGAAAAAUUAAAUAUCGUGUGGAAUAUCAAGGCAGAUUGGAGUGGAUUUGAAGACUUACUCUGGGUAGUCAUUGCAUUUGAGAUGGGGAUUUCAGUAACAUGACUGCAGCUACGCAGCUUGCUUGAUUUUUUUUUCUUUAUUCUCAAGGACUAACGGUGUGUUUAUGUGGGGUGGCAUUGAUUGGGGAUUCAGUUUCCUGUUGGGCUCUGAUUUGUGAGAAGCUGGUGCCUUGAAGUGAUGAAACGUACAACAGCGUAAUUGUACUCCUAGAUAUUCCAGUAUACACAUGCUUAUUGAACUUUCAAGAACAUCAUGUCUUGUUAGCUAUUCACUGUAUCAUUGUAUGUAUUGAGAAAUAUUAGCAUGGGCAUAAAUGACACAUAAGAGGCACUUUUAUAGA